Messenger RNA from Saprolegnia parasitica CBS 223.65, 417 nucleotides. RefSeq lists its product as hypothetical. Lineage: Eukaryota; Oomycota; Saprolegniomycetes; Saprolegniales; Saprolegniaceae. The annotation marks the transcript as partial. The record is from RefSeq and is a predicted model, not a curated record. The transcript has 2 exons.
GACACGGACAGCGUCCGGGUCGCUCGUGCCCGCACCGUCGUCGUCGUCGUCGGGUCUCAUGAAGAAGUUUUCAUCGAAACUGGGCUUCUCGGGGCUGCGCACCGGGUGGAGCAAGCCCUCGACCAAGACGUCGACGCUGACACUGCGACGCAAGGGCGACAAGGCGACGCGGUCGCUGGAAUUGCACCUCGAGUCGAUUUCCGGGGGUUUGACGAGAUCAAGUGGAAGUGCGCGCUCUUCCUCUUUGAUGCAGACGAGGUGGCCUCGACGGCGCCGUCCCAGAUUCAAGUGCUUUCGAGUUCGGGCGCUAUCUUGUCGUCCAAGACGGACAAGGGCGCGGUGCAAAAGCUCUUCAAGGACAAGGCAAGUGUCUGGACCAUCGACAUUGGUGCAUCGCGCGAGUCGACGGAGGAGUAA